Molecule: messenger RNA, 2880 nt
Organism: Acanthosepion pharaonis
Lineage: Eukaryota; Metazoa; Mollusca; Cephalopoda; Sepiida; Sepiidae
Source: the annotation of a GenBank genome assembly
AUGAGGAACAGCUUUAUGCCAAGGCAACGAAGUACAAAGAAAAAACUGGAAAAUAGACAGAUGCCAGCUCCAAGAAAUGAAUGCCUUACAAUAAAAAAUGUUGGUGAGGAAUCAUCAACCAAUGAUGACAGUUCCAGUCUCUCUAGUGAUGAAAAUAAAGAACGUGGAAACUGGACUGGAAGAUUAGAUUUCUUGUUAUCUUGUGUUGGCUAUGCUGUUGGCUUAGGAAACAUUUGGCGGUUCCCUUAUUUAUGCUACAAAAGUGGAGGAGGAGCUUUUCUAAUCCCUUAUUGCCUGUUUUUGGUUUUGUGUGGAUUACCUUUGGUGUUCUUAGAGACAGCAUUUGGUCAAUUUGCUAGUCUCAGUCCCAUAACUAUCUGGAGAAUCAGUCCUUUAUUCAAAGGUGUUGGUUAUGGAAUGGUAAUAGUAUCCAAUGACACGGAAAUAACAGCAAAUUUGAUUGAUAGAGAAACUGUGGCAGAAUUGAGCAAUAGUACCAAAAUAUCUCCCAGUGAAGAAUUUUGGCAAUUAAGAGUUCUUCACAUCAGUGAUGGUAUUGACAAUUUAGGAUCUGUGCGUUGGGAGCUUCUCCUCUGCUUGAUGUUGGCAUGGAUUGUUGUUUUCCUGUGUCUAUGCAAAGGAGUGAAGUCUUCUGGACGUGUUGUCUAUGUAACUGCAACUUUUCCUUAUCUUAUACUAACAAUCCUAUUGAUCCGGGGUGUCACAUUGCCAGGUGCUUGGAAAGGAAUAAAAUUUUAUCUUGUACCUAACUGGCCAAAAUUAUUAGAGUUUCAGGUCUGGGGUGAUGCAGCCACACAAAUUUUCUACUCUGUGGGUAUGUCUUGGGGAGGGCUCAUUACCAUGUCAAGUUACAACAAGUUUCACAACAAUGUAUACAGGGAUGCAAUGGUAGUUCCCCUAAUUGGUUGCAGCACAAGCAUCUUUGCUGGAUUUGUUAUUUUCUCAGUUUUAGGGUUUAUGUCACAUGAAACUGGCAUAUCAAUUGAGUCUGUUGUAACACAAGGUCCUGGUUUAACAUUUGUUGCCUACCCUGAAGCCAUAACAAAAUUGCCAGUGUCUCCUUUAUGGUCAAUUUUGUUUUUUUUAAUGUUAUUCACUGUUGGUUUGGAUACUCAGUUUGGUAUGUUUGAAACAAUGACUACAGCUUUUGUAGAUGAGUUCCCUGAAUAUUUACGGCAGAAGAAAAUGCUAUUUACAGCUGGAAUCUGCUUCAUUGAAUUUUUACUUGGAAUUCCAUUUGUCACACAGGGAGGCAUCUACUUGCUGCAGGUUGUGGAUUGGUACUGUUCAACUUUCUCUUUGAUGAUCCUGUCUCUGACUGAAUGUGUGGUGAUUGCUUGGAUUUAUGGAGCUGACCGUUUUUACACUGAUAUAACAAUGAUGAUUGGGUACACACCAUGCUUGUGGUGGAAGAUUUGUUGGCGAUUUAUUACCCCAUCCAUAACAUUGGAUCUUUAUAACUCUCUUCCCUCUUCCUCCCCUGUUCUUCUUCCUCCCUCCUCUCCUUCUUCCCUCCCCUCUCCUUCUUCCCUCCCCUCCUUCUUCCCUCCUCUCCUUCUUCCCUCCUCUCCUUCUUCCCUCCUCUCCUCCCCUCCUCUCCUUCUUCCCUCCUCUCCUUCUUCCCUCCCCUCCUUCUUCCCCUCUCCCCUUCCUUCUUCCCUCCCUGUCCUUCCCUCCUCUCCCCUGUCCUUCUUCCCCUCCUUCUCUUUCCCCUUCUUCCUUUCCCCUCUCCUUCUCUUUCCCCCCCUUCUCUUUCCCCUCUCCUUCUCUUUCCUUCUUCUUCUCCCCUCUCCUUCUUUUCCCCUCUCCUUCUCUUUCCCCUCUCCUUCUCUUUCCCCUCUCCCUUCUCUUUCCCCUCUCCUUCUCUUUCCCCCUCUCCUUCUCUCCCCCUCUCCUUCCCUCUUCCCUCUCCUUCUUCUUCCCCCCUGUCCUUCUUCUCUUUCCCCUCUCCUUCUCUUUCCCUCUCCUUCUCUUUCCCCUCUCCUUCUCUUCCCCUCCCUUCUCUUUCCCCUCUCCUUCUCUUUCCCCUCUCCUUCUUCUUUCCCCUCUCCUUCUCUUUCCCCUCCUUCUCUUUCCCCUCUCCUUCUCUUUCCCCUCUCCUUCUCUUUCCCCUCUCCUUCUCUUUCCCCUCUCCUUCUCUUUCCCCUCUCCUUCUCUUUCCCCUCUCCUUCUCUUUCCCCUCCUUCUCUUUCCCCUCUCCUUCUCUUUUUCCUCUCCUUCUCUUUCCCUCUCCUUCUCUUUCCCCUCUCCUUCUCUUUCCCCUCUCCUUCUCUUUCCCCUCUCCUUCUCUUUCCCCUCUCCUUCUCUUUCCCCUCUCCUUCUCUUUCCCCUCUCCUUCUCUUUCCCCUCUUUCCUGAUUUUUUUGUCUUAACUUUACUCUUCCUAAUUCAUAUUUUUUUAUUCACUUAUUUCUCUACUUACUCUCUUUCUCUCUUUCUUUCUCUCUCUCUCUUACUUCUCUCUUCUCUCUUUCUCUCUCUCUACUCUCUCUUUCUCUACUUACUCUCUCUUUCUCUACUUACUCUCUCUUUCUCUACUUACUCUCUCUCUCUCUACUUACUCUCUCUCUCUCUACUUACUCUCUCUCUCUCUCUCUCCCCUCUCUCUCUCUCUGCUCUAUCUCUCUCUCUGCCUCUCUCUCUCUCUACUUUUCUCUCUCUCUACCUACUCUCUCUCUCCCUCUUUUCUCUCCUACUCUCUCUCUCUCUCUCUCUCUCUCUCUCUCUCUCUCUCUCUCUCUCUCUACCUACCUUCUCUCUCUCUCUCUCUACCUACCUACUCUCUCUCUCUCUCUCUCUCUCUCUCUACCUACCUACCUACCUACACAACUGUUAUAACAUUAUUUUUGACCAAAAAUAA